Capsaspora owczarzaki ATCC 30864 is the source of this 1698-nucleotide messenger RNA. RefSeq lists its product as hypothetical. NCBI's taxonomy places the organism in Eukaryota, Filasterea, Ministeriida, Capsasporidae. Gene Ontology annotation, molecular function: metal ion binding; acid phosphatase activity. The record is from RefSeq and is a predicted model, not a curated record. The coding region runs from base 35 to 1546 and encodes 503 amino acids. The transcript has 3 exons.
UUGUGUUUUCUAUCGUUUUCUUAUUGUUUUUCCAAUGUUUUCUCGCUUUUCGCUUCUCGUUCUCUGCGCGACUUUUGCGUGCGUCGCUGCUCUUCCCGACCAGGUGCACAUUGCCAUCACCGGCAACCCCGGCGAGCGCGUCGUCUCGUGGGUGACUGCGUACACUGCCGACACGAUCGUCCAGUACGGCUCGUCUGCCUCCGCGCUGACCCAGGAGGCCAAGGGCGACGAGACGACGUACAGAACGAGCACCACGCUGCUUGCACGCACGCUGCACCUCCACGACGUGCUGCUGUCGGGCCUCCAAUUGAACUCGCGCUACUACUAUCGUGUCGGCGAUUCCGUUUCCGGUUGGUCGGAGGUCUUUUACUUUGACACCAAGAUUGACGUCCCAAACACCCCCGUCGACAUUAUCAUCUACGGCGACAUGGGCGUCAGCAACUCAAACCAGACCCGCGACCUCCUCGUCGACGAAAUCCAGGCCGGAUUCUCCUCCCUCAUCAUCCACACCGGCGACUUUGCCUACAACAUGCAGGACGCCGAUGGUGUUGUCGGCGACACCUUCAUGAACCUGAUUCAGCCCAUUGCUGCCCGCGUCCCCUACAUGGUUUGCGUUGGCAACCACGAGAACGACGGCCGAAACUUCUCCCAGUACCAGGCUCGCUUCAACGGCAUCUCGCGCUACACUGCCACCACCAAGACCAACUUGUACUACUCGUUCAACGUCAACUAUGUGCACUUUGUGGCCUUCUCCACCGAAAUGUACUACAACACCAACCAGACCAUCGCCGAGCAGUACGCCUGGCUCGAGGCUGACCUCGCCCAAGCCGUGGCCAACCGCGACAAGCAGCCCUGGAUUGUCCUUUUCGGCCACCGCCCGAUCUACUGCUCGAACGUGGACGACAUGCCCGACUGCUCAUCGGAUGCCCGCACCCUGCGCGAAGGCCCGUACUCGAUCGACAACCUCCUCGCCAAGUACAACGUCGAUAUCUUCUACAGCGCGCACGAGCACUCGUACGAGCUCACCUGGCCCGUCAGCAAGGGCCAGUGGCAAGAGUUCCCCAACCCCAACGUCUACGUCAACCCGAUCUACACGGUGAACAUUAUCGCUGGCGCUGCUGGCUGCCCCGAGGACCUGUCCUACUUUGACUCGGUGUUCUACGGCCCGUGGUCCAACUACCGCUCGGCCUCGUACGGCUACGGCCAUUUCAUGGCCCACAACGCCACUCACCUGCACUGGACCCAGAACAUUGCCGAGGGCGCCGAGGGCACCAACGAUCUCUGGAUUAUCAAGGGCAACGCGACCGAAGUCGCCGAGCACGCCCACAACUUUGGCUUCCCCCCGUCCCCGGCUCCCGUCGACGAGUGCGACGAGUACUGCUUUGCCACCUGCUCCAGCGUCGCUCACCGCCAGGGCAAGUCCGUCGAGGAGACCCACACCUCCUGCGGCGCUUCGUGCAACUGCGACACCCGCGUCUCUGCUGGCAAGGGUCACGAGAUUGGCAAGAAGGUUCGUGUCGAGCGUUCGCGCAUUCUGCGUCAUUAAGUCUGAUGGCCAGUCAGUGACGCGGGCGGUUUGCCGUGUUUUGUGUUGCAGUUGGCUCAGUUGCCUUGUUUUUUAUGGGAAUCAACAAAAGGAUCUCAAACAAAUCGGCUUUUCAGGCUUUUGUUCCGUUCAAUUCAAUUCAAUCUUCCACA